AUGAGGAAAGUGAACGCACAUUAUCUACAGAUGACGUUACGAGAACCUAGGGAUUAUUUGUCACAACAACCCCGCCUAACGGAGAACUACGGCGAAGUUAGGAGAAGGAAACCGAGGGAAAGUAGAGUAGGCAAAGUUAGGCGAACAGUUCGACGCACCACGGCGAAGUUCGCCGCAGUUCAUCAACAAUCAUCUUACUGUUUACCACCCGACGUACCACUAUGGCGUAGUUUUCAACCUCCAGCAGCAUUUGAAAUGAUAGUUUACAAUGAUGAUGUUCAAGCUCGUUGGUGGGUUCUUAAACACAACGGCAAUGCACCUCCACACUUCACACCACCACACAACUCCUGGCUCACCAAAGUUCGUUCACAACAUCGGCUCAGUGAUGAUCGGGCCAACAUCCUCUAUUGGGUAUCUAAGAAUGGCACCGAAUGGUAUAAAGUGGUACCCAUGUCUCAAGUUGUGAUCAAACACAUCCAGUGCCUGCACACUACCCAUUCCGGUCAGAGCAAGACAUAUGAUGAGAUAGCACGACAUUAUGGGGGAAUUGGUAGGAAGGAAGUCAUCAAAGUGGUUCAAGCUUGUAAUAUCUGCAUGCUCAAGGUUCGGAACAAGGAUCAUGGGGGCCUCAAACCAAUCAUCUCUCAUCAGCCUCCUGAAAGAAUACAAAUUGAUCUAGUGGACAUGCGCGCAGUGGAAUGUGUUACAGCAGGCCAAAGAAUGGCCGAGGGGUUACCCCAUGUCGUACGUUCAAUCAACUUUACAAAACAUAGUUCAACCUUACACACCCCUUAUCAGGCAGUGUUUGGCCGUAAACAUCAAGAGAUGAGAAUGUGGGAGACUUUGGAAGGGCGAGAUGAGAUUGAAGAGGUCAUACUUGGUGAAGGAGAUCCAAAAGAGGAUACAGGUGAAGGGAAUGAGGUGAAACAUUUUCAAUGGGAGAGCAAUGAGGACUCCAGUGAAGGCAAUCCAAACUUAACAAAUACAACAGACACAGUUGCCAAUUUGCCCAACGGAACAGUGAUGUUAACCACUGCGACGAAAAGGCCUAUUAAUCGGCGGUUAACCUUACCGCCGAUCGCUGUUGUCGGUGUUAGCCUCGGUCAUACCUUAGUGGCAGAGAGACACAUUCCAUUGUUGGAAUCUUCCACUCCGGAGAACAACCCAAUCCAGCAAAUUAUUGAAGCGGAUCGUCAGCAACAACCCAAUCCCAGUGUGGUGGAUCGUAUCCUGGCUCAGAUGCAAGCUCAUCAAGUCAUUGUCCGACAGAAGAUGGUCAAACAGUAUGGCAGGAAGCACAAGAGAUUGGAGUACAGCACUGGUGAUAAAGUCACACUCUUUGUUCCAGAGCUUGAUUGCCCUGGGGCUCCUGCUAGCCGGAUACCCUGUGUGGUCUGCGAAGUGUUCUCUGAUAAGCCAAAUACCUAUCAACUACUCUGCUCUGAAGGAGUGUUGAGCUGCUUGUACCGAAGUAAAUUCUUCAUUCCAGCCGAUGAUUACGAAAUCCCUGUGGAGCUUUCCAUGGGUUGGUCAAAGUGGGAGCAACAGCAAGUGGUCACAUUGAGGGAUGCCGCAUACAAAAUCUUUGAACGAGAGUGUGAGAACUAUUCAAGGGCCACAGCCACUGAGCGCACAUUGGUCGUUCUAUCUGCAAAUAGUAGAAGACAGAAGAAAACUACAACCCGGACACAAAAGAAACAACCAACAGUUGACGUGGAGGAAUCAAGCGCUUCUGAAAGUGAUACCAAUGAUCAAUGGUCAAGUGUGGGCCUUGCCGCGACCUCUGCUGAAACUUUCUCGGAAGUACAAGGUCUGGUUAGGCAUCAGUUGUGUGUGCUGUUUAUGAGUGGGCAAAGAGGGAUUAAUCAGCCUGGAUAUUUCAAAGAGCAUUCCGCACGGCAAGAAAGGGUAAAAACAAUUGUUCAAGCUCGAGAGGUGUUCCGGGCAAGAUAUGGCAAAGAAUUGGCUUUUGACCCGGUGACUGGUCGGUAA
Molecule: messenger RNA, 1992 nt
Organism: Tremella mesenterica DSM 1558
Lineage: Eukaryota; Fungi; Basidiomycota; Tremellomycetes; Tremellales; Tremellaceae
Exons: 13
Coding region: 1-1992 (663 amino acids)
Source: RefSeq, a predicted model, not a curated record